GUUACCUUUCAGAAUCAUUUGUAGAACCGAACCGACGAUUUUGGCGUAUUAAACUCUCAUUUCAAUCGGAAUGCCCGCAUUGUCGUUCUUCCGUCGUGCAAAGUAGCGGAGAAAAAAGAAAAAGUGGUCCCGCGCAAGGACGACGGUGACGGCCUCGGCGGCGCGCGAGUCGCGACGGAGAAAUCGGUUGGCCGCUGGCCGCGACGCGCACGCCACGUAGGCACGCGGCCCGGGCCGACAGGCGGGUCGAGCGCCAACGGCGGUAGCGGCGGCGGCGGCGGCGGCGGCGGCGACGACGGCAGCCAUUGCGCGGCACGACGUCGAGUCUUUGCCGCGCCGCUCAGUACGCGACAUCGCGCCGACCAGGAGUCGUCAUGGAUCCGGCCGCUGGAGACGAGCAGCGCGAGCCUAGACAGAAUCAGCGGUCCGUCGGCACCGCCGCCGCGGACGAGCGGCCCCUGUUCGUAAGGGAGUUGUUCGACAAUGUGCCACCCCUGCGACCGCCGGACAGACCCCCGCGACCACCCCCGGGCCGUUCGUCGUCCAGCAGCCGCCAGCCCGAGCAAAUCACGAGCGAACCGAUCGAGAUGCUGAGAUUCUACGAGAGACACGGCGCCCACUUUUUCAUCAGAGACACGGACGAUCUGAGCGGAGCCGAGAUCGGGGACCUGCUGGACCUCGUCCACGAGAGCUUCCAGCUGACCGCCGCGGGUAACGCCGACCAGCUGAUCACCAAGCUGGGCGACUGCCCCGCCAAGUACCUGGAGGCGGCGAUGUACGCGCGCAACGCGGAGAACUGCACGACGCUGCAGUGGGCGAUCGAGUACAGCCAGGUGGAGACGAUGGGGCGGAUCAUCGAGCACCGCCUCCAGCACCUGGUCAGCUGCCGGGCCACACCCAACGACUUUGACCAGCUGGUGAAGGUCGUGGAUGGCUCGAAGCACCACAUGACCAAGCUGGAGGUGCUCCAUCUGCAGGGCCAGUGCGCGACGCUCGAUUUCAACAAGAGCAUGACGGACCUGCUCAACAGCGCCGCCAGUCUGCUGGCGAGCAGCAAGCAGCAGACGACGCCCCCGAUGACCGGCCAGCGGCACCUCGCCGUCAUGGAGGAGGUGCUCGAGUACCUGGGCUACCGGGUGGGCGGCGGCACGGACAACAUCGACAACCUGAGGGAGAAGCUGGCCCACCGGCCGCACGGCUUCACCAUGCAACUGCUCAAGAUGGGCAUCUACGGGCCCCUGCACUUCUAUCUGCGCGCGGUCAGCUCCAUCAAGCUGGUCGAGGCGGUCAAACGGCGCGACCACGUGCUCAUCGGCAAGUGCAUGAACCACGAGCCGAACCUCAGCGAGGCGGACCAUCGCGGCUGGACGGCCCUGCACCACGCGCUCUACCUCGGCAUCCGGUCGAUAGUCAAGCUGCUGCAGCUCGGCAUGGGCCGCGACAUCGUGACGGUGCGCACCCUGCGGCAGCAGACGCCGCUGCACCUCGCCCUGCUCCCGGCGUACCCGUCGGACCCCUCGGACACCAUGCAGCGGCCCAACAUCGACACCAUCAAAUUGCACCUGGACCUCGUGCCGGCGGAGAAGCUGCCCGAAUACGUCGACGCCCAGGACGUCGACGGCGCGUCAGCGCUGCACAUGGCCGCCAAGAUGCUGCACAGCUGGCCGGCGAGGCUGCUGAUGAGCACAGGCGCGACCUACUGCCUGCGCGACAAGAACGGCAAAGCUCCCGAGGACAUGGCCGACCUGAACCUGCGCGUGCUCUUCCGGGUGGCCGACCAGUGCUUCGCCCGGGCGCUCCAGGGCAACGCCGACCGGAUAAUCCGCGAGCUACAGAGCAGCGACAUGCUGCUCGCCGUGACGAGCACGCGCAACGCCGACGGCUUCACCCUGCCGCAGGUGCUCGAGCAGCAGGGCCUCUCCAGCGCGGCCACGACGCUCUACGAAAUGGUGGCCGACAUUCACGCCUACAACCACCAGAUCACCGAAACCCUGGCGGCGAGCGCCCGGCGUAUCGUCUGAGCCCGAUCCCGGCGGCUCCGACGUCCCUUCGCCCGCGAUUUCAUUUGUAGCCGCGAAAUACAAAUGCGAGGCGCACCCCGCCCCUACGGUCCCUUCGGCUGCCGAUCGUUAACGCUCGCGCGCUCGGCGUCGCGCGAGGUCAACGCUCGUUGCCGACGCGACAACCGACGGGGAAGGAGGGGCGGCUCCGCGGGGACGCGAACGUUCACAUGCGCACCGACUGCGAGUUUGCCGAUGGCGUUAGAUCUGCAAACUCCUGCGAUUAACCUGUGUUUCUUAUUUGUAUUUACUUCGCCAACGACUGUCCUUUUAUUUGCCUUAAUUGUGCAUUGACGACAAGAUGAUUUUUAAUUUUGAGAGAACGCCUGUUCGCAUUCCGUCCGAUACAAGUCAGGUUCACGAAUUUCUGUAUAUAGUUAAUAAAUUGCGAUUUUUUACACUG
This is a messenger RNA of Phymastichus coffea, 2463 nucleotides long. RefSeq lists its product as uncharacterized. Bases 375 to 2021 code for a protein of 548 amino acids. The record is from RefSeq and is a predicted model, not a curated record. Gene Ontology annotation, molecular function: protein binding. The transcript has 2 exons. NCBI's taxonomy places the organism in Eukaryota, Metazoa, Arthropoda, Insecta, Hymenoptera, Eulophidae.